AUGAAGCUUUUGAAAGCGAUGCAGCGCCUGUUGGCGCAAACCACAGGACUGAUCAAUCUAGUCCAAGAAAUGACCAUGGGAAGAUUUUACGUGACUUAUUUCAUUUCAUUCAGUAUUGCAUUUAGCAUAAAUAUCAUUUUGAACAAUGUUGCGUAUAUGUACCUAAGCUUGCUCACUUGGACCAGUCAUCGUCCUGCUCUCCAGGUGCACUGCUGGUAUUUACAGACCCACCCCCUCGUUGCUUUUCACCGUGUGUACAAUUUGCCUCGGCAUCUUGAUUUCCUGCUAUGGGGAAGUCUGCCUGCGUGGGUUAGGUGUUUUGAUACAGUGUGGGGCACUUUUAUUCGAAGCCAUUCGCCUGCUUAUGAUGGAGCAACAGUUGUCCAACCAGAAACUUCGGUUUACACCUUUGCUUUUUCUGAACUAUCUAUCGCCAAUAUGCGCCGCCUUCUGCUGGGCUAUUGCACUUAUAACAGAACCAAAUGUCUUGACAAAUGUACAUAUUCGAGAAGCCAAUGGCUGAAUGCUACUCAUAAGAGCUCCUCCUUGAGCCUUGCUCUGUGUUGUGGUCCGAAGGCAAUGAUGACCAUUACCGCGUCUGUUUGGCAUUGGCAAGAGGCAAUUACUUCACUACAGACUGGAGGAUUUCUUCUUGCACUACUAGGGUUAUUUUUCUACGACACUGUUCAAAUAAUAAAAGUGUUAGAUUUAACCUGA
Molecule: messenger RNA, 717 nt
Organism: Penicillium soppii
Lineage: Eukaryota; Fungi; Ascomycota; Eurotiomycetes; Eurotiales; Aspergillaceae
Exons: 3
Coding region: 1-717 (238 amino acids)
Source: RefSeq, a predicted model, not a curated record